GCGACCGCCGACCGGUACUGUGGAGUGACGUCACAGCUAAGCAAUGGGUCGUUUGUCAGCGCCGAGCAACUCUCACUUCGGUUCAGUACCGAAAUUGCUGGGGCCCUUUCACUCUUCCUCUCUCUGGGUAUAAGAGAUACAUCCUUAUAAAAUAAUAAUUUUCGUUCACCAUUUCACUUCUCCACACGAAAGUUGCGUAGACUAGCCUACCAGUUUUCUUUUUUUGACCACAGUUGGAUUAUGAGCGAAGUCUGAGUGGUACGGAUAUUACCUGCUUUUUUAUGCCUGUCUGCAGAAGAUGAACUGUUGCGGUUCGGAUAAUAGGAGACGAAAGCGGAGCUGCAUGCCUUCAAGGUGGUGUGGUGAGUCCAGGUGAGCCCCCUUAUGUGGUGGCUCCUCUCUCGGCGUGGGCUGCAGGAAUAAGGGAUGUCACAGGUGUUCCUCCUGACCCUGCUCACGCUCUCCGCCAGCAUCCAGGUCCACCAUGCCACAAUCCUGAAGACGUUGAUGGAAAGAUGGGGGAUGUACAGGGACGAGUGCAACCACAACAUCAGCAGGGAGCCCCUCCCCACCGGUUUGGUGUGUAACAGAACUUUUGAUCGGUAUGCCUGCUGGCCCGAUGGUCUUCCCAACUCCACUGUCAGCGUGUCCUGCCCCUGGUACCUGCCAUGGCAUCACAAAGUCCAAUAUGGCUUUGUGCAUCGGGAGUGCGACUGGAGUGGACAGUGGGUUCCGCAGAAGAACGCCAGCGAGUGCGGGGAGGACGACCCGGAACAGAACCAGUAUGGGAGAAUCCUAAGUAACGUCCGAGCCAUGUACACGGUGGGCUACUCCUUGUCCCUUGGAGCUUUAGUUCUGGCACUUGGGAUCCUGGUGGCCUUCAGGAAACUCCACUGCAUGCGGAACAACAUCCACAUGAACCUGUUCGCCUCCUUCAUCCUGCUGGCGCUGUCCAUCCUGGUCAAAGACGCGCUGCUGGACAUGCCCUCGCUGAACAUCAUGCAGGACAUCGCCCCGGACUACGAGGUGGAGCAGCUGAGCAGCAACAAGACGGCCAUUGGAUGCCGUGUUGCCGUGGUGCUGAUGCAGUACGGCGUCAUGGCCAACAACUAUUGGCUGUUGGUGGAGGGCAUCUACUUGCACAACCUGCUUGUGGUGGCUGUCUUCAAUGAGAGGAACUACUUCAACAUCUACUUGUGCAUAGGCUGGGGUACUCCGCUGAUAUUCCUGUUGCCAUGGGUGACGGUGAAAUACCUGUAUGAAAACGAGGAGUGCUGGGAACGGAACAUCAACAUGGGAUACUGGUGGAUCAUCCGCUGCCCCAUACUGCUGGUGGUCCUGAUCAACUUCUUCAUUUUUAUAAGGGUAAUUAAGAUCCUUAUGUCCAAGCUCAGGGCGCACCAGAUGAGGUACACAGACUACAAAUUCAGAUUGGCUAAGUCCACUCUCACUCUGAUCCCACUGCUGGGAAUCCACUGUAUCCUGUUUGCGUUUGUGAUUGACGAACAGGCCCCAAGCGGAUCCCUACGCCUCACAAAGCUCUUCUGUGACCUUCUGCUCAACUCCUUCCAGGGUCUGCUGGUGGCUAUCCUGUACUGUUUUGUCAACAAGGAGGUGCAGUCAGAGUUGCUGAAGAAGUGGAAGCGGUGGAAGCUGGGAAAGGACAUCGACGAGGAGUACAGACACACCCACAGCCAGACGGCCCACAUGAAGAGCGGCAGCGUGGUGACGCACCACCAGCUCCCGGACCCCGCCCCUCUCCUGGCUCCGCCCGGCUGCGGCCGCCAGGAGCGUCGCCACCCGGUGGCCGCGUGCCAGAAUGGCACGGGCAAGGGUGGCCUGCUGUUCGCUGCCCUGCCACACGACACUGUCAGCAGCUGCAGCACCCUCACGGAGACCCUCUCCCUGGAGAACAGGGCCCAGAGUGUGGAGAGCAACUUCUGAGAUUGAUAGAGCUGGAAAAGGACCAGGAAAGAAGAGAUGGCGGGGGAGGCACUGUGUAAGCAGGGGAACUUCUGUCACUUGCUUACUUUCAGGGGCUGCCCCUGACAGUGAUACGUCUGUGCUGGGGGGGGCGGGGGGGGCGGGGGUCAGAGUUUGGGGCAGAAAGGGUGCUGACCGGGGACCAGCCCAUCUCGCCCCCCCUCCCCGUCUUACAGUGAGAUCGUACGAUGACAGACCAGGGGGGCGGGGCAGAUCGUUUCAGCCUGCCGGGUCCUAUUGCUCCCUCUUUGUGACUGACAGCCUGGUACGUGCACAUAAAACACAUCCAACAGGCGAGCCACUGUUCCUUUCCGUAACCUUGCCAACGAGCCGAUCCAAAUAAACACGUCAUGCUCCGUUUUUAUUUCCUUUUCCCUCGGAUGCGAAGGAGGAAACACCGACCACGGAAAUCUGUCAGAUCCGUUGAGUUGAACAUGAAUAUUUUAACAUGUGGCCAUCUGUGACAAAACAAGGUCCAGUCGAUGGCACCAGAGCAAAGGCAAGUCUUAUCGCUCCAAUCAAGGCACACUCUGCUGCUGCGGCAACUUUAAAAUCCCUAUAUGUGAUCUUUGUCAAUUUCAUUUUUGAUAGUUUACAUGAAGUAUUAGUAGAAACAUACAAUAAUCUAUUGAAUGGUAUCCUAUACCGUCGGUAUCUUGUGAUACAGUGACUUGAUUGGCGGUAUUUAAGCAAUUGUUUCGUUGCGGCAAACGGUCGACAUCCUUAAGACUGCAUAUAGUCAGGUGUUAAGAUUAACGGCGAUGCCAUAGCAACAACCUUACCUGCAUCACCUUAAUGACAUGACAUGUUAUUGACGGCAAAUGGCAGCUGUGUUCACUAUGUUCAACCCUGCCAUAGUAUUGCAUUCACACCUCACAACACACUCACACCUGAUUGUCUUGUAGGGAGAGACUGAAAAUUUGGCAUGUUCGCAAAAAAAAUUCUAAAUGAAAAGAAUAAAGAUGAGUCCGUACAAAAUGAUCAAAAUGUUUUUAAAAACACGGCAACCUUGGGAAAAAAACAACAGAAAAAAACAACGUCUUCGCUUUAGCCUGCAGGGUGUGUUAUGUAUCAAGCGGGUGUUUGGUGCACACACACACGCACACACACACACACACUGACUGAUGAAAAAGAUCAAAAGCCAAACAAGAGCGGCGAUGGACCUGGACGCGCGGAAAUGUUUAACAUGAGCGUGCAGUUCCUUGAUCUGAUUUGAAAUGGGAAAGCGACAAAAAGGAAGCACAAGAUAAUAUCUCCGCUGACCCAUUUAGCCGGACCGGAGGCGUGCUGGGCUCCCCCGCAGGCGCUGUCAGGCCCGGGUUCUGACUCAGCGACUCGAUGGCAGACAGGGCCCGGCUGGUACUCUCGACCAAUUCGUCGGAAUGCCAGGGCCUUCUACAUUCCAAGAACCUCCGGGGUCAUCCCGCGCGGUCCAAGGGCUGCCAGAGCAUGAGGGCCCCAUGGGCUGAACGAAGCAACCACAAAAUAUCUAUGAUAAAAGCUCGUCGACGCAAAGUUUGUCGGAAAUGUGUUUUUUUUUUCUUUCUUUUUUUUUCCUGAUGGUUGUUUUUACUGCGUAAAUGUAGAGGUGAAAGCCUGGAAUUAUUAUUAUUAUUAUUAUUAUUGCUAUUGGUGUUGUGCCUGUCGCCGUUAUUGUGGUUGUUGUGGUAUGUCAGGAUCAUUUUCAGGCGAUAGAUAUUUUAUGACUAGAGCAGGAGGAAGAGUACGUUCUGCAGAAUAUGAGCUGGCCGUGAGAGAAGGCAGGUGGAAGAGAAAAAGGAGGGAUGAAGAACCGAUCCGAGACGAAGGUGAGGGGGAGUGUUCCUCUUCCUCGCACGGUCAGGGUGAGCGGCCGGGGUGUGGGGAAGAGCUCGCCGUGCGCCAGUUCAGGGUUACGUGGUUUCACGCAGAACAGCGGCGAAACUGCGCGCUCGCUUCCUGAUUGUACUGAACUUCCCACAGUCAGACUUCUUAUUGUGUUUUGUGUUUAAGAUUAUUUGCUAGUAAAUAAUAGUGUAAGUGUAGUGCAGCCUUUGCUCUUUUCUGUAUAUGUGUACACACACACACACACACACACACAGAUGCCUGUUGCCACUAUAUUGUCAUAUGCACAACUGUGAACCCCUCCCCCACCUUUUUAGACAGAGCGCUCAGUGGCUCAAUAAAGAAACGUCUAAAAGCUCAAUCAGUAAAAAAAAAAAAAAGACUCCACUAAAUUUUUCAAUUUGUAAAAUUCAGUUAUCUCAUCCUAUGUUCAAUCUCCUUCAGUGUUAUACGCUUAGCUUGUUGUGUUGCUUGCCGGCUACAGAAUGAGCUAGCUGUAUAAAACUUGAGUGAUAUUGAAUACUGGAUGAGAUAACUGAAUUUUACUGAUUGAGUCUUUUAGUGGAGGCUUAAUUGAUUUAGCUUUUAGUACUUUGCUAGUCCUAGGAAAGAUGUUCUAGUCCUAGGAAUGCCACGUGCUCAAUUGACGAUAGGGUAGACUCUUAUGUGUUCUACAGUAGAGGAUUCCCCACUUUCUUUUAGUUUUUGUGUAGACUACCAAGUGUUCAGUUGGUCUUGAGGAAAAACGAAAACCAGUCUUGUUGUUUAUAAAGUAUAUUGCCGCACGUCCCAUUUGUUUUAGAGUAGAUUCUUACUCUGUUUGUUCGAGAGUAGAUUUUCUCUGACGUGGUUAGCCUGUGCUGUCAGCUGAAGCCUAACUGAGACGAAGCAGAUACUACGUAUGUUACGCAUCCAUUGUAUCUGUGAAAGGGAGCAAGCUUCAUAUGAAGCAUACACACACACACACACACACACACACACAAAAAACCUUAUUGCCUUCGUAGGAUUUUAUUCGAAUGCAUUAUAUAUGUUAAUGUACUCAUACUGUAACUCAUUCAAAAGGCUUCAUGGAGCCUUUGAUGACAACUCUUUGUGCUCUCAAAGUAAAGUGGUAUCUCCCAGCUGUGGACUGAUAUAUGCAUUUACAUCUCUGGAAUGCAUAAUGCAUUAUAUGUCCUUUUUUUCAUGCAUUAUGUGGAUUUUCAGCGUGUGUUAUGUGGGGUAUCACAAUGUAAGCCAUUAUUUUAAACGUCAAACAUUACAAGGCAACGGUGGUAUGAAUCUAGGACUUGAGCUAGAUAGUGCUUUUUAAAUCACAAGCUUUUUUUUGUUGUUGUGUCAAAACAAAACCAGAUGAAUGGAAUGGCGUUGUACAACUAUUUGCUCAGUGUUCAUUUAAAUAUGGUAAAUAUGUAAAUAGUGUAUAUUGCAUGUACAUUGUUAUUUUGGGUGGUGAACAUUGUAUCUCUUGGGGGUGGGGGGGUGGGGCUCAGGGGGGGAUUAUUUGGCACAUGCUCAGUAGGCUCUGUGUUAUGGGAUCACAGCAGCUUGGACUGAAUUAGUUCUCUUUUAUCUCUGGAAUGCACACAAGUGCAAACACAUGCACGCACGAACAAAUCUGAUUUGCGCUUUUGACCUAUAUUUGCUUAUCGGCUCACCGUUAAAAUGAUAAUGUUUGAUUAUCGCAUUUGGCCCACAUUCAAAAUCAAUGAAUACAGCUUUGCAGGAUAUGAUAGAGUGCCAUAUCGGAUGUGCAAUUCGUCAUCCGUGGAGUAGGCUGAUGAGCCUGUAUCAAACAUGCUAAAAAAUAACUGCGCAUGUCAAAAUGGGACAUUUAUUUAAACCAGUCGAUCGAUGUGUAUUUUUAUAGAAGCCUUGACAUUUCGACAACUUCGAUGACAAGAAACGGGUUUGCUUUGCUAGUUAGCGACAGUAGCUGCUUCGCUUUGGUUUGUCGACGGAGCGCCACCCUCAUUAGGCUUGUCACUCUGCUCCUGAGACGGCUUGUUUUUAAAUGCGAUUGAGCAAAACCCUGGUGCUGCCAUACGAACAUGCUAGCUGUAUAACGUCAGCUUUGCAGUUGUUUGUCCCGUUUUCUUCGGAUGUUCUGCUGUGGAUAAGACAUUUUUGUUAAGGAGUUCAAACGUUUUGUGCCACUGUUAUUAAUUUCAGUAAUUUUUCCUAUCAUUUUGUAUUUUAUUGUCUUUCAGUUUUAAAAAAACAAACAAACAAACAAAAAUGUGACAAACAUCCAAACACAACUUAGUCGUUCUGCCAUCUGUGAUCUAUGAACACACAUAUACAGUAUGCGGAGAUGGGACCAAACCACACACACCACAAAAACACACAGAGGUGGGCAUUUGCACAUUUUUAAAAAUGAAAGAAUAUUCACUGAAGAAAGUGCACUCAGAAGGAAAUGAAAAAUAUGGAGAGAGAGAGAGGGGGGGGGGGGAGAGAAAGAGGACUACUGAGGAAUUUGUGUGAGAGAAUAGAGAUAGAGAGAGAGGCAGAAGAAGAAAAAGAAGCCCACUGGUCCUGAAUAUCCCUACGCCCUUCCUCCUCUGCCCUUUCGGGGGUCCCUGGUAUGAAGUGGAAGAGUAGACCGAGGGGGAAGAGGAGGGUAAGCAGGACUGCGUGUAGAGAGGAAGAGCACAGAUUCUGGGCCGGGAGUCCGUGGCAGGGCUGGAGCAGGGCAGUAUUCAUGGAAGACCAGGUGUGUGCUUACCUGUAUAAUAGGCAUGGCUUCUGUUCGGUUCAGCCCUCCUCACAGUCAGUGCCAGCCGCCUGUCAACAAACAAACACGCGGUGCUGCUGUUGUGCUACUGUGUGUGUUCAUACACUGUAUAUUUUGUGUAAGGCCCAGUGUGACGGACACACAGGCAGACAGACAUGCAGAUGGUGCAGGACUUCCUCAUUGUGUAUAAACAUGUAGUUUGUGUUCCGGUUUCUUGAUGGAAUUAUUUUAAAAUGAUAAAAAAAUAAAAUGAAUGAAGUGAAAA
Messenger RNA from Anguilla anguilla (European eel), 6806 nucleotides. RefSeq names its product glucagon receptor-like. The transcript has 14 exons. The coding region runs from base 427 to 1944 and encodes 505 amino acids. Gene Ontology annotation, molecular function: glucagon receptor activity; gastric inhibitory peptide receptor activity; peptide hormone binding. Lineage: Eukaryota; Metazoa; Chordata; Actinopteri; Anguilliformes; Anguillidae. Gene Ontology annotation, cellular component: plasma membrane. The record is from RefSeq and is a predicted model, not a curated record. Gene Ontology annotation, biological process: cell surface receptor signaling pathway; adenylate cyclase-activating G protein-coupled receptor signaling pathway.